Sipha flava (yellow sugarcane aphid) is the source of this 459-nucleotide messenger RNA. RefSeq names its product protein FAM200A-like. Bases 1 to 459 code for a protein of 152 amino acids. The record is from RefSeq and is a predicted model, not a curated record. Gene Ontology annotation, molecular function: protein dimerization activity. The transcript has 3 exons. Lineage: Eukaryota; Metazoa; Arthropoda; Insecta; Hemiptera; Aphididae.
AUGCAUAUGUCCGGUGACAAACGUUUGGGUCCAAUGUUGGCGUUGGAACGAUUCCCGCCAAAAGUCGACUUGAAAAUUCUUGCUUAUCAAUGGCUUUUGUUUGGUACUGGGUUCUUGGUCGAAAUGGGUGGACUACGUGAAAAGCACUUACAAGAAGAACUGAUCGGAAUAAGUACUAACGAUGAACUAAAGAUACAAUUAAGAAAUGGGUAUCAGCAGUUCUGGCUUCAGAAACCUGUUACUUUUCUUGCUUUAUGGAGAAUCGCAAGAAAGAUUUUGAUUGAUUUUUCGUCAUCAUACUGCGUGGAAAAAGGUUUCAGCACAGUUGUCAAUCUUCUUACAAAAAAAAGAAAUAGACUGGAAAUUACUGAUAAAGAAGAUUUGAGGUUAAACCUGACUAAUUUGGAGCCAACUAUUGAAAAUUUACUAUCGAAUCAUCUGGCUUAUCCUUCCCAUUAA